Molecule: messenger RNA, 1553 nt
Organism: Cryptomeria japonica (Japanese cedar)
Lineage: Eukaryota; Viridiplantae; Streptophyta; Pinopsida; Cupressales; Cupressaceae
Exons: 5
Coding region: 102-1136 (344 amino acids)
Source: RefSeq, a predicted model, not a curated record
CGCCCAGAAUGACACGUCAGCAGCCCCGCAGCUUUAAAAUCAGGAGAGGGAGUGUGCUGUGAGGAGCUUUGUUGUUGUUGUUGUUGUUGAUGACUGAAUGAAUGUUGAGGCUGGGUUUUACAGGAGAAGAAAUCGAUAUGUCUGUGGAAAACAAUGGCAGCAGGAGGACUCACACGCCUCCAGGUGGACCUUCUACAUUUGAUCUCUUCAGCUGGUCCGAGGAGCCGCCGGAAAAUGCGCAGGUUCGAACCCCGGCGAGAGCCACUGCAAAUGCAGACUCCGAUCCAGCCUUUGGCGCCUCUCCCGUUGGUCGCCCUACUAUUAGGAUGCACCAGCCUGCGGGGGGAACCAGCACGAUUUCUUUCGGCGAGCAAAUCACCCCUGAGGAAGCCCAGGCCUUGUUGAAAAGGAAGCCAUGCUCUGAGUCAAAGAAACGCGAAAUGAAUGGGAGUGGAAUCUUCACUGCUAAUGCCCCUAAUGAAGGGCCUAAUUCUGCUAAUGGCUUCUACACUCCAGAUCGACCGAGUGUACGACUUUACCAGCAAGCUGCAGGUACAGUCAGUCAGAUAUCUUUCGGGGUGGAUGGAAGUGUAUCCCCCAAAAAACCUACUUCUUUAACAGAAGUUGCCAAGCAGAAGGAACUUAGUGGAAGUCAAGAGCUGGCUGCAGAUGUACAUGUCAGGAGACAGUGUUCGCAGGCCAAAUCUAAAGAGCUCAGUGGCAAUGAUAUCUUUGGCCCUCCGCCUGAGUUGCCUCCAAGAUCUUUACAUCGUAAUUUGGAACCAAAGGAAGACCCGAAGGAAGCCAAGGAUUCUGAUGAGCCAGUGCCACGCAAUGUCCGUACUUCUGUAAAGGUUUCUAAUCCUGCAGGGGGCUUCAGUCAAAUAAUAUUCGGUCAGGAAUCUGCUGGGAAGACGUUGAGAAAGGUUCAUGAUCAGAAAGUGGCAGAGUUGACUGGCAACAAUAUUUUUAAAGGGGACACUCCUGUUGUUUCUGCUGAAAAGCCGUUGAGUGUUGCUAAGCUGAAAGAGAUGAGUGGCAGUGAUAUAUUUGCAGAUGAAAAGCCAGUUGGUCGAGACUGUCUUGGAGGAAUCAGGAAACCCCCAGGAGGAGAAAGCACCAUUGCUCUGGUGUAAAAAAAAACUUUUACUUGGUUAUUUGAGCUAGCUUAACUUAUCAAUGACCCUGAUGUGUAGGAUGACCAUGGUAGUUUGUUUGAGUUUCUUGAGGUCCAGCAUUGAAGGAUAUGAUUUGCACUCUUUGUAUGACAUUCUGGCAAUGUUGUCUGUGUCCGUAGAACCACUCUAAUGACAGUACUUUGGGCUACAGUGCACACAGUGACAUUUCUGGACUAGAUUAGAUUAAUGUCUUUGAUCUUGUCGUAGUUAUUCUACUUGUAGACUACGGGAAGGAUAUAUGACUGGCUGACUUGGUUGACACAAUUUAUAGGCCUGAAAACUGACGGGUGAAUCUUAUUGUUUUCUUUUUCGAAGUUGAAAACUGAUUUGACCAUAUAUUGAAUUGAAUGGUUUGUGUUUAUAAGAACUGCAUAA